CUUCGUCUAUAAAAAAUCUUCGGCUACUCCUAAGUUUCCCCAGCUCAAUCAACGCAAGAGCGCCACGCCAGUACUUUUCGCAGCCGUCGUGCAAAGCUCUCUCCAAGCCCUCGCCCUUUCACGCUCCCUUGAGGGCUUUGAUGCGGGUGGAGUCCAGCGGCGGCCUCCCACUCCCAGAGCUGGAAAGACAGCAGGCGGGCGCCAAGAGACGCCGCCGGCGGGCACGGGCGGCGGCGGCGGCGGCGGCACCCCGAACGAUGGCCGCGCCCGCCACCGCCGUGCAGCGGCUCUUCGAGGCGUGCCGCGAGGUCUUCACCGGAGCUGGUCCAGGCGCGGUUCCACCGCCGGCCGGCGUCGAGAGGAUCAAGUCCGUUCUAGAUAGUAUCACAGCAGCAGAUGUUCGUCUAACAUCCAGCAUGCCAUAUUUCCGACGUGUUGACCCCUACGGCACUCCAAAAAUCACUUACUUGCACCUAUACAAGUGCGAGGCUUUCUCGAUCGGCAUCUUUUGUUUGCCAUCGAGGGGUGUCAUUCCUCUCCACAAUCACCCUGGCAUGACUGUGUUCAGCAAGCUUUUGUUUGGUGCCAUGCAUAUAAAAUCUUAUGACUGGGCUGCUUCUCAACAAGACACACCUGAUGUUCAGUUGCAAGCAGGACCACGUUUGGCAAAGGUGAAGGUUGAUGGCAUCUUGACUGCACCUCAUGAAACGGCGGUACUAUAUCCAGAAGAUGGUGGUAAUAUGCAUUGCUUUACCGCACAGAAUGCUUGUGCAGUGCUUGAUGUCCUUGGCCCUCCAUAUGAUGAUGGCAGCGGAAGGCACUGCCAGUACUACAAUGUCCGUUCCUCUGCAAUUUCUGUUGCAGGCUCAACUAUAUUGCCUGGAGGUGACAGAUAUGAAUGGCUGGAGGAGAGCGAGCCAUCUCGAGAUUUUUAUCUUGUUGGAUCAACAUAUAUGGGCCCGAAAAUUUUGGACCACUGAACUUCUAUGCUUGUGAGAUAGGAUGUGCCUAUAGCUGUUCGGCUGCUAGAAAAGUUGCUGCACCCACAGCGUUUCCUGAGAGGAAAAAAAAGCCUACUGCUCACUUCAACAGUUCAACAGCAUCGUUACCUGCCUCUUCAGCAGUUCAACAGCUUUUAACAGAUCAGUAUAUGUUGGUUUUGGAGGAAGUGAUUAGGAAGAAGAAACGAUGGACCACAAUGGUAAGUGCUCACCGUUCGUAAAUAUAUGACACCGUUGAUUUUUUUAAAAAAAAUUUAAUCACUCGUUUUAUUAAAAAAAUAAUGAGUUAUCAUUUAUUUUUAUAUGAUUUAGUUUGUGCUUGACUUAAAAUUUUACAUUUUAGAAUAAAUAUUUUGAAUAAAACGAGUGGUCAAAGUUUUCAAAAAAAAUCAAUAGUGUUAUAUAUUUAUGAACGGAGGUAGUACUCACUUCGGACUGAAUUAUUGUGGAAAGACCAUGAGGAUGUCCCGAAAGUCACAGUCAUGCUUCAGUAUGAAUACGACCUGGAUCCUCGGACGAUUAUCAAGUGUAUUGUAUCCUGUAAUAGUGUCAAUUGUCAAACACGCAUUGCCACCGGAGAUAAAAAAAAGUCUCCUGAUAACUUGCCGUAUAAUACUGUCACAGCCCAAGCAGCUGCCUAUGCAAGUGUUCACACAUCACAGAUAGAUAUCGCAAUGUGCUGUCGCUACAGUCCAGAAAAACUUCUGGUGACAUCUCGAGUGCUAGACAUCUCUGUUCAGAUUUUGACCCUGACAUCUGUAUUUUCCAUGAGCUAGGCUGCUCCUUAUGCAUCAAUUUGUAUUUCGUUAUACUAGUCAACAAAUGGAGAUCGAUGAACUACACAUGCCGAUUUCACUAGUCGUUCUGAAGAGUGAAGACUACACACUGACAGGUGGCCAUCAGCAUAGUCAUACAAAGCAGCCAGCCUCUCAAGUUUCUACCCAGCUGAAAGCGAAAUGGCAGCAGAAAAUUCUUUCACACAAUGUACUUGACAGCUUUUGUUCUCUUGAUGCAUGGAUCCCUUUUCCACAUGCAUUCAAAAAAAUGCUGCUGCUCGAUCGAGCUGAGUCCUGUCCUGGUCAAGCAACUGCUAGGUCUGUUGCUCAACCAGCUACGCGCCCCACACGGCCUCACACUCCUCGUCACUGCCAUCCAUGACCCACCCUUCGAUGCGUUCACCAGUAUGGACUCUAGAGGUGGCAAUGACCCGAUAUCCGAUGAGUAGAACGUUCUUUCCUCACUCAUACCCGUUAACCUGUAGGUAUAAAAUAUCUAGUAUAAUAAACUUGGUCCAAAAACAUGAACUUACCUUCAA
Molecule: messenger RNA, 2316 nt
Organism: Zea mays
Lineage: Eukaryota; Viridiplantae; Streptophyta; Magnoliopsida; Poales; Poaceae
Product: plant cysteine oxidase 1
Exons: 5
Coding region: 141-980 (279 amino acids)
Molecular function (GO): oxidoreductase activity, acting on single donors with incorporation of molecular oxygen, incorporation of two atoms of oxygen
Source: RefSeq, a predicted model, not a curated record